AGAGUGUCGUGGAAACAAAAUAUCAGUAUUGAGUUUCGUUCCCUUCCUUUCCCGUGAUCAAAAUCAAAAUCCCGCAGAAGCAGAGAGGCAGAGGCAGUACCCCACCCCACUCUCUCUCAAUCUCAUUUCCCAAUCAACCCCGCGAUCUAUCUGCGAGUGAUGACUCAAUCCAUGUCGCACAAGCCUCUCGAUUCACGCCACUCCCUAGACUCCUGCAUGCUGCAGCUCCGCACCUGGAAGCCCUUCAACGCCGCCUCCCCCAAACCCUACUACUACAAGCGUCCCUGCCUCUCCGAUCGCGCCACCACCUCCUUCUCCCUCGACAUCUCCAAGCUCUCCCUCGCCGACGACGACCCCGCCCCCAACCCCGCCCGCACCACCAAUUACCGCCUCCUCGCCCGCAAGAGGCGCCGCCGCGGCUCCCGAUCCGUCUCCGGCCGCAGCAGCGACCGCAGCGGCACGCGCCGCUGCUGCUCCGUGGGCGCCUCCGCCGCCCACGGCACCUGCUCCGAUUUCCCCGUCGCCAUGGGCACUGACUCCAGCGGGGAGCUCUUCGGCAACGGCGACGCCAACUGGUCUUCGGAUGUGAGCGAGGCCAAGAAUUCGAGGAGGGAGAGAGAGAGGGAUGGGGGGAGUGGGGAGAAGGAGAAUGUGGGUGUUGGGUUUGGGGUGGGUGGGUGCUCUGAAGCCAAUGGAAAUGAAUCGGGUUAUGGGAGUGAACCAGGUUAUCGUGGGGACGCUGAGUUUGGAUAUGGGGAUGAGUUUGACGAGGAAGAGGAUGAUCCGAGGUUGUUGUUUUGGGGCGACCAACUUGGAGCUGUAGAUUCUAAAAGGGAGAUGGUCGGGGAGAACACCUUGCUAGAUCAAAAAUCUCAUCAUAGAUGCCGUCGCAGGAAGCAUGAUUGUAGAAUGGUUGAUGCCUUGAGGAGUUAAGGUGAUUAUCGCAGAAGUUUGUGGACUGUGAACGCAACAAAUUUCUCUCUUUCCUUUAAUAAUGGACGGAGUAGUUUCUUUUGUGCAUGAAUCCCUGACCAAGUGGUUUUGGUGCCUUCCCUCGGCCUGACCCAUUUGCCAAAUCAAUAUCCCAAGUAUUUUUGGCAAGUAUGAAAGUAUGAUGACAUGGGAUUAAUCAGCAUCUGUACAUUUUGAUCCAAGUAUGAAGUGAUCUACUUAUGAUAAUGAUUUCUGAUAAGGAAAAUAUGUACAAGGACGGACGUAUAAGUAUUAGCUUUGGUUAUUUGUUUGGAACGGGUGCGACUUUUUUAAUGUGAGUCAUACAGAUUUCAUAGGACACAGUUGAAAGAAUCUCUUAAAACAUAUUCUAGCUUGUUGGGUUUCGUAUGAAAAAACUAAAUAAACUAACCUGCCAUUUAUCUUUGCCA
This is a messenger RNA of Cajanus cajan (pigeon pea), 1382 nucleotides long. NCBI's taxonomy places the organism in Eukaryota, Viridiplantae, Streptophyta, Magnoliopsida, Fabales, Fabaceae. The record is from RefSeq and is a predicted model, not a curated record.